AUGAUCCCCGGCGCUAGGACCCGGCGGGACGCGCGCCCGGAGCCUGCGCCAUGCGCGGCUGCAGCACGGGCUCAGCCGCAGCCGCCGCAGCACGCACCGGCCGCCGCCGCUCGCAGGGAUGCGCCGCGGAGCUCCCGCUGGGAAUGCCGCCGGAUCCGCCCGCACACGGCGGGAUGCGGGAGCCAUGGCAACGGCCCGGAGCCGGGAAUGCUGCAGGAGCUCCGGCUCCACCAUCGCUCUACCCCAACGUCCCACCGGGACAGCCCGGGAGGGGUCACCCCUGCGACACCCCACGGGACACUGCAGGCGCGGCUCCGAGCGCAGCACGUCCCGGCGCGGGCACAGGCGCUCCGCGGCAGCCGCACGCGGGACCCCCGCACGGCCCGGGGAGGGGGGGACACCCGGAGCUGCGCGCGGCGGCCGGCCCCGCUUUGUCCGCGUGGAGCCCAGCGGCGGGCCCUGCGGCCCCACCGGCACCCGCAGGGGCGGGACCCCACCGGCACCCCCCCGCACCGGGCCCACCGCAGGGGAUCCCGCCAUGCCCGGCCCGGCCCUCACCCGGCCCCGGCCCCGGCCCCCCCGGUUCGGCCCCCGUACCUGCCGCGGGCCGCUCCCAGCGCCGCCUCCCGCCGCCGGAGCCCGUCGUGGCGAGGCCCCCGCAGGCCCCUCGGGGCUGCCCUCGCGCUGCCGCCCCGCCCGGGCGCGCGGCCGGCCGAGCCCGCCGUCAGGCACCGCCAGGGGCAGCCCGCGGGGGGAGAAGGGCGGAAGGGGCCUCCCGUGGCGCGCACGCGCAGCGCGGGCAGUGAAGCGGCGGGUGGCGGCGGGGACAGGCGGGGCCCGGGGGGGACCGGGACCCGGCGCCGGGGCCCGGCACCGGGCAGGGGCGCGGGCACGGGCACGGGCACGGGCACCGGCAGCGGCACCGGCACCGGGCGCGGCCCGCGGGAGCCGCAGCAUGGGGCGCGGCGGGGAGGGGCCGGCCGGAGCGGUGCGGCCGGGUCUCGCCCGCCCGGAGGAGGGGCCGGGCCGGGCCGGAGCAGGAAGCGGGAAGCGCCGCGGAGCCGCCGGCCGAUGCCGCGGCGCAGGGAGGUGCCGGCGCUGGGCAGCCUGUGCCUGCAGAGCCUGGCACAGCACAUGCAGAGCCUGUGGGUGAGGGACUACAGUGACAACUACCUGGACGAGUUCCAGUUCCGCUUCGUCAUGGGCCCCUUCAACGACCUGCCCGGGAGCGCGGUGCAGGAGCUGCUGCGGGUGCUGGGCGAGAGCCGGCGCCUCACGCGGGCGGCGCUGCAUCUGCUGCUGCUGCCGCAGCUGCGGGAGCUCAGCCUCAGCCCCUGCCCCGGCCUGGCCAGCAACGGCAUCGCCCGCCUGCUCGCCCUGCGCUGCCAGGGCCUGAGCUCGCUGGAGCUGCGCGGCUGCAGCCGGCUCUCUGCCGCGGCGCUGGAGGCGGUGGUGGAGGCGCUGCCGCGGCUGCAGCGCCUGGUGCUGGCGGCCACGCAGACAGACCAGCGCGUGCUCUCGGCGCUGGGCCGCUGCUGCCGGCACCUGCGGGAGCUCGACGUGUCGCACUGCAGGAACCUGUCCCCCCCAGCGCUGCGGUACGUGGCCUUCGACCCGGUGCAGCGGCGCCGGUGCUGCCCCGCGCUGCGCGUCCUGCUGGCCCGCGGCCUGGAGCUGGCGGGGGACGGCGGCACGGCCCCGGCCCCAGCGCUGGCCUUCCUGCUGCUGGCGUUGCCGUGCCUGGAGUUCCUGGCACACGGCGCUGUGCCGGACGCCCUCCGCCUCCUGCACGGGCAGGAGCUGGAUGGUGCGGAGGACGCCGAUGGCUUCCCCGCGCUGCAGGAGGCGGCGCGGUGGCGGGGGGCAGCGCCGGGUGGGCCCCGGCUCACGCUGCCCCUGCGGCAAGUGGAGGACGUGGAGGAGCCCGACCUGGCCGUGAUCCGGGCCAUGUGCCCGCAGGCCGAGGAGGCCAGCGUGUGGCUGAGCAAUGGCACCGGCACCGCGGAGCUGCAGCGCUGGGACUCCCUGUGCCGGCUGACGCUGGGCUGUGCCACGGGCCGGGCGCUGGCGGGGCUGGUGCCGGUGGUGCGGAGCCUGGGCCCGCACCUGCAGAGCCUGACCCUGCACGGCUUCUGCUGCCACGACGGGCAGGCCCUGGCCGCGGUGCUGGCGGCGUGCCCCGGGCUGCGGGCCUUCAGCGCCGAGCUGCACCUGCCACCGGACACCGACACCGCGGAGCCGGCCGAGGAACCGCGGCGCUGCGACACCGACCCCCUGCCCCGCGGCUGCCCCCAGCUCCAGACCUUCUCCUUGACGCUGGCCGACGGCACCGGCUCCGGGCUGGCGCUGGGCGCCACGCUGGGCGCCACGCUGACCUCGCUGCUGUGCCGCGCGCCGCGCCUGCAGCGCCUGCGCCUGCUCGCCAUCCCCUUCCCGCUGGAUCCCGUGUUCCAGGCGGUGCUGGCGGCGCCGGGGCCGCCGCUGCAGGAGCUGCAGGAGCUGCGCCUGGCCGGGAGCCGCGUGUCCGGCCGCGCCGUGCGGCUGCUCCUGGCUGCCCGCAGCCCCCUGCACCGCGUGGACCUGAGCCACUGCCGCGACAUCCAGCGCCGCGACUACGCCGGCUUCCUGCAGAGCGCGCGCAAGCAGCGCCUGGACCUGGACAUCGCCUGGGAGUGACAGCGCCGCCUGCGCCCGCCUUUAAUAAAGGAGUUGUGCUGCCGAUGGCGGCACCUUCAUGGUGA
Strigops habroptila (Kakapo) is the source of this 2741-nucleotide messenger RNA. RefSeq lists its product as uncharacterized. Gene Ontology annotation, cellular component: SCF ubiquitin ligase complex. Lineage: Eukaryota; Metazoa; Chordata; Aves; Psittaciformes; Psittacidae. The transcript is spliced from 6 exons. Bases 1 to 2676 code for a protein of 891 amino acids. The record is from RefSeq and is a predicted model, not a curated record. Gene Ontology annotation, biological process: SCF-dependent proteasomal ubiquitin-dependent protein catabolic process.